AUGGGGCGGCCGGCAGAACUACAUCCGACCGAUGUCGCCGGUCCCACGUCGUCGCCGGUGGUUCCUGCUCCGUCAGGAGAUGGCGUUCCGACCCAACCGGUUGUUUUCUCUCCCGUGCAAGACCCGAUCACUGUCCCCCGACCAACAGCUGGCGGACUCCCGAAUCCCACAGAGAGUCCGAUGUGUGCCUGGGCCUCAUCUGCCCCACUUGCCCUUGCCGUGCAGCCGUCACCAGCCCCGGUAGCAAGCACCCCACUCAGCUCUGUAGCCCCCACUGCCACUACCCCCCGCGCUGCUGGUGCAGACCUGGUAACAGGAGCGCCCUCGCCUUUACCAGCGUCAGUGCCGCCUACAGCAGUCUCCCCCGCCUAUAUUGCAGUUCCAGGAGCACCCUCGCCCCCUCCAGCGUCAGCGCCGCCGACAGUCGUUGGCACCUCCCUCAGCUCUGUAGCCCCCAUUGCUACCACCUCCCCCGCUGCUGUUGCAGACCCAAGAGCAGGAGCACCCUCGCCUUUUCCAGCGUCAGUGCCGCCUACAUCAGUCUCCCUCGCCGACAUUGCAGUCCCAGGAGCACCCUCGCCCCCUCCAGCGUCAGCGCCGCCGACAGUCGUUGGCACCCCACUCAGCUCUGUAGCCCCCGUUGCUACCACCUCCCCCGCUGCAGUUGCAGACCCAAGAGCAGGAGCACCCUCGCCUUUUCCAGCGUCAGUGCCGCCUACAGCAGUCUCCCCCGCCUACAUUGCAGUCCCAGGAGCACCCUCGCCCCCUCCAGCGUCAACGCCGCCGACAGUCGUUGGCACCUCCCUCAGCUCUGUAGCCCCCAUUGCUACCACCUCCCCCGCUGCUGUUGCAGACCCAAGAGCAGGAGCACCCUCGCCUUUUCCAGCGUCAGUGCCGCCUACAGCAGUUUCCCUCGCCGACAUUGCAGUCCCAGGAGCACCCUCGCCCCCUCCAGCGUCAGCGCCGCCGACAGUCGUUGGCACCUCCCUCAGCUCUGUAGCCCCCAUUGCUACCACCUCCCCCGCUGCUGUUGCAGACCCAAGAGCAGGAGCACCCUCGCCUUUUCCAGCGUCAGUGCCGCCUACAGCCCCCCCCGCUGCUACUGCAGUCCCACGAGCACCCUCGCCCCUACCAGCGUCAGCGCCGCCUACAGUCGAUGGCGGUCCGUCCACGACACCGCUGGACCACCCAACCCUCCAACCGGUCACUCACGACCAAUCUCCCACCGUACCCACCGCCCCGCCCCUGUGCUCGGGACAGCCUUCGGAACCUUCGAUCGGUGUCGUCGCCCGUACUUCUUUGCCGACCGAGGCUCCUGCUCCGCCAGGACAGGCCUCGCCGGCCCAACCGGUUGUGUCCCCUCCCACACGGGGUCAUGUCGCUGGGACGAAACCCCCGAAACCGCCUGACGGUGCAUCAACUCCUCCAUCAACGGUCUCUCCGACAGGGCCAGCUGUUUCACCAACGGAGGCAGCGCCAGUAAGAGAGACCCCUACUCUUGAGCCGGUCGCGGGACCUGUCGAGGGGGAGAAACCAAGCGCUACACCAUCGCCAACAUUGGCACCACCCGUAGCUUUGGCGCCACUGGCGACUCCGACAGCCUAUGCCACUGCGGCCCCGCCGGGAGGUGCACCGGUGGCCGAAGCGCCUGUGGCGGCGCCCUUCGAUCCACCUCAACCUGUGGCAUCGCCCGUCGUCAUGCCCGUCGAGCAACCCGAAGCAGAAGUGGCACCAGCACCGGUCGCCGCGCGCGUUGAGCAGCCGGUGGAGGUGGUCCCACCUGUGGCAUCCGCCACCGACAUGCCCGUGGAGCAGCCCGCAGCAGAACUCGAAGUGGCACCAGCACCGGUCGCGGCGCCCGUUGAGCAGCCGGUGGAGGUGACCCCACCUGUGGCAUCGCCCGUCGCGAAGCCCGUGGAGCAACCCGUAGCAGCUCGGUCGGUACCGGAGCCGCCGACUCCAGACGUUCCAGCACCUACGGUCGAAGAACCGGCAGCCGAGGAGGACAAGGCUCCGCCCGUGUCAGCUCCGGCUGCCGGUCCGGCGCCCGUGUCGCCAACGGUUCCUGCCGCCUCCCCGGAAGAGCCCGAGGUCGCCAUGCCUGGGACCGCCGCUGCCGGAGCCGUUUCGGCCCUGGCUAUCGGGGCUGCUGUGAUCGCGGCCGCGGCUACCGCUGCGAACAGUAGCGGGGGCGGAGGCGGAGGAGCAGAUCCCGGUGCUGGCAACGCGGCGACCUCGAACGCCAACCAGCCGAGUGCUCGAGCACCGUCGGCGAUCUUGGGCGCUGUUGCUGUGACCCAGCUGCAGUUUCUGGCCACGCUGUCACUCGUGGACGACACGGGGGGAGAGGAUUCUUCGCUGCCGGGGUUCGCAGACAGUUUCAGGUGGGCCAACUUGUGGCCGCCGGCAUCCUUCGCCGAGGAGUUCAUCGACACGUCCGACGAGGGCCAACAACGCCGUCUCCAGGAGGAAGCCGACGGCGGCGGCGGCGGCGGCUGCUCGUGGGACGGGAGCCUGGGCGGACUCGGCUCCCUAGUCUUCAUCGGGAACCAAGGGUUGGUCUUCGGCGCGCUCGUGCUGAUCUUCCUCCUGCACGUGUCGCUUGUAUCUGGGGUGGAGGCGUACUGGCUGGCGAAGAAACGCGCCAAAGAGGAGGCCGCCAGGGCUCGACGCCUCGGGGUUUCGAUAGGCGAGUACUUCAGCGACACCCACGUGGAUGGACGAGAGCACGAGCAGGCGCCCGUUCCCGAACCAGAUGCGCGUCCCUCGGGUGGAACCACUGACAUCAGCGUGGCCUCCUCCUUCCGACGACGACGACUUCGGAGAGACCCUUCCCUCCUGAACGCAGCUGCAACAGGCAGCCAGCGACGGCUGGAGAAACUUCCCGCCCUGGAUGCUCCUCAUCGAAGUCGGAAGGUACGCGACGGCAGCUGGGUAGCGGAAGACGGAGAGAAGAAGGAAGCCAGGAGCGACGACAACUUGAGCGGUACCGACUGCAGCGACUACGACGAGGAGGGCGGUGGCGGCCUCGGCACGCUUACCCGCGCCGAGAGCCGGCUGAGCCCCGUGGCAGAGUGCCGGGAGCACUCGCGGUCGGCCUGGCUCCACUUCCCGCACGUCGAGCUCGUGUUCCUCUUCUUCGCGUACGAGGGAGCCGUGGCGUCGCAGGUGUCAGCCCUCCGGGAGGCCGGCUGUCCCCCGGUGAUGAUCGCAGCGGGACUGGCCUUGGUCUUCUACCCAAUCCUGAUGUUCGUCGCCGUGUUGCGCACUUUCUUCGUGCGGGUGCGGCCCAACACGCUAAUCGUCUUCACCCCGAAGGAGGCCGACGAUGACACCGGUGAUGCCGGGGACGCCGAGGAAGGCCAGCGCGCCCGGUCGGCCAGCUUCCUCUCCAAGGUUAGAGCUGGCUGGGAGGAGGACCACAGCCUGUUCGCGUGGGCCAACAAGGGGACGUGGGAGACGGCGGAGACGGACAACGAGGGGACCCGGCGCGAAGGGCAGUGGUUCCGCAUCGGUUUCGAGCCGUUGUUCGUGGACUUCACCAAGUCCGGCGCGUGGUUUGUGGCCUUCACGCUCGUGGAGUGGGCUGCCUUGGGUUGCAUCGGGGCACUCAUCGACGAGAGCGUGCUGCAGCUCUCGCUCUUCUGCGCUCUCCACACGCUGUCCUUCCUUCUGCUCGUCGUCUUCAGGCCCUUCGCGAAUAGCGUCAUCAACGCCAUGGGUGCGGGCCUAGUGGGCAUCGAUGCUGUGUGCAUGGCCCUGCUGGCCGUCUCCGCCAGCCGCUGGGAGGGAACCGCGGCAGCAGGGAAGGUCGACUCGGUGGUGAUGCUGCUGCAGCUGUUCGCUCUCUGCGCGCUGAUCAUUCCGAUCUAUAUUGACACCUCAUUGAUCUUGAUCGGAGCGAUACGCAGCCGAUUGCAGAAGAGCACCACAACUACCCCGCAGCAUGUCCGGACAGAGGCCGAAAAGGAAGAAGAUCUCUUCGUUCGGCACUUCAUCCGGCGCUCGUGGCCGCGCACGUGGUGCACCAUGCUCGGCAAGAACAUUUUCGCGUGCGCGAGCGACACGAGAGAGGGCAUCCGCCCGCCCGGCACGUCCAUGGCCGAAGACCGCCUCGCCACAUCCACCGCGCGCGCCGCGCGCACGGGUCCGUUCCCUAUGCCGAGCGCGCUUCGACUGAGAAGAAGGAGCAAGUCAUCGCCGGUCGGCUAG
Molecule: messenger RNA, 4212 nt
Organism: Ectocarpus siliculosus
Lineage: Eukaryota; Phaeophyceae; Ectocarpales; Ectocarpaceae
Source: the annotation of a GenBank genome assembly